ACAUACCUAUUGCAGUAGUCAAAUGUCAAUCGUCGUGCAAUGAACUUUCUCGAAAUUUCGUCAAGUCGUAAACCAAUGUUGUGACUUGUGAUUGUGUGAGUUCUCAACCUUUUGUUUGCCAAGCCUUCACUAUAUUCAUAAGAGUUGAGAGUUUUCAUAUUCUAUGGUCAAUGUUAAUAGAAGCUAAACAAUUUGCAAGUGAACAUUUCAAAGGAACGUUCUAAAAUUUAACGCGUCAGAAAAUACAUUCCAAUAUACGAAUCAGCAAUAAAUCGAACAGCUUUACUCUCUUGGCCUUUACAACAAAACAAACUAGACAUGUUUCCUUCAUUGAUGUCAGAUAUGUUCGGUAAUAGAUACGGGCAACGUGGUAUGAAUCCAAUGGAGUCAAUAAUGAAUUCGGUUUUUGGCGGAGAAAUGCAUAAUGAUAUGAGCAGUAUGAUGAUGCCUUUUGGAGGUACUUUUCCUUUUGGCUCAAUGAUGCCUCCUAAUCCAAUGAUGAAUGGUAUGAAUAAUGCAAUGUCCAUGAUGGGUAAUAGUAACGGUAUGGGCCAAUCCUUCAGCAGCACAACGUUUAUGUCAUAUUCGUCAAACGGACCUAACGGCCAACCUCAGGUUUACAAAGCAUCUACGUCUACACGUACAGGUCCGGGAGGUAUUAGAGAAACCAAAAAAGCAGUAAGCGAUUCAAGAACUGGUGUUAAGAAGUUGGCUGUUGGACACCACAUCGGGGAUCGUGGACAUAUUGUAGAGCGUCAACAAAAUUUAUAUUCUGGCGAACAAGAAGAAAACCAAGAACUCAUUAAUUUAGAUGAUGAUGAAGCUGAACAAUUUAACAAUGAAUGGCGCCAAAAAGCACAAUCCGUGAACUCUCAUCGUACUCGUUAUGUACCAUAUGCUCCAAGAAUUCAAAAUUCUUCAUCACAUUCCCGUAGAAAACAAAUGAAAGCCUUACCGUCUACAACAUCACAUACCAACGGAGAUAUACUGGCUAUUGAAGGACAAAAACCCAUCGAGUCUGGAAGGAAACGGUCAUCCAAACAACGUUCUCAGAAAAAAUCCAAUAAUUAAUCUGCAAGAUUUAUGAAUGGCUUGUAAAUGGUUUCUCUCCUUGUUAAUUAUAAUUAUAUACAGACGGUCACAAACGUGUGUUUUCUCAUAAUCGUAUUAUUAGCUUUGGUUUUUCUCAUAUAAUUUUAUGUUUAUACAAGAUAUUACAACAAUGUAAGAAUGAUGUAAUUAUUUUACUUCUAAUAUUAUUAUCUAUUAGUAUACAUUUUAAUUUUUAUGUACUUAGAUAACUCAUAAAUUUAGGUACUUAGUUUUGAGCUGGCUUAACAGCUUUUUUUAUGACUGCUAUAAAUGUACGACUAUUCAUUUUUUUUAUAUAAUUAGCUUCUUAUAAUAGGUUU
Messenger RNA from Adelges cooleyi (spruce gall adelgid), 1412 nucleotides. RefSeq names its product myeloid leukemia factor (gene Mlf). The coding region runs from base 319 to 1071 and encodes 250 amino acids. NCBI's taxonomy places the organism in Eukaryota, Metazoa, Arthropoda, Insecta, Hemiptera, Adelgidae. The transcript has 7 exons. Gene Ontology annotation, cellular component: cytoplasm; nucleus. Gene Ontology annotation, biological process: regulation of DNA-templated transcription. The record is from RefSeq and is a predicted model, not a curated record.